Molecule: messenger RNA, 4711 nt
Organism: Lytechinus pictus (painted urchin)
Lineage: Eukaryota; Metazoa; Echinodermata; Echinoidea; Temnopleuroida; Toxopneustidae
Product: ATP-binding cassette sub-family F member 3-like
Exons: 19
Coding region: 84-2213 (709 amino acids)
Molecular function (GO): ATP hydrolysis activity; ATP binding
Source: RefSeq, a predicted model, not a curated record
AUUUUUCCAGUCGCUAAUCCCCGCUAAUAUACGGUAUCUCCUAAGCCUAAUAGUCGACAGUUUCAACGAGCGUGUUGUGGACGAUGCGAAAUAUGGCUGUUUAUCAGAAGAUAAUCAAGCACGAAUUCCCUUCUAUUGAUUUAGAGCUUCUGGAUUACGUAUCUGGAGUGCUUGAUGGAGGAGAAGAGUUCAAUAAUGUAGAUGAUGUUUAUGAGGCUAUAGGAGGUGUUCUUCAUGAAGUCAAUCUAGACAAAGAUGAAGAUUGUAUAAGGACCAUUUGUAGGAAACUCUACAAGACUCUACAGUUGAAUGGAGGAGAAAACCAACAGAAUGCUAUUUUAUUGGAUGCUCCAGUGCAGCUGAGUGAACAAGGAUUGGAAGAUGAAUCUACCAAUGAUGACAAGUCUAUAUGGAUGGCUACUAGAGAAAAUGUUUCUCAAGUCAACAAGAAGAAAUUAGAAAAAGCAGAAGCUAAACUGAAAGCCAAGCAAGAAAGAAGAUUAUUACAACCCGAUCAACCAGUUAAACAAAAUGGUAUGGUUAGUGCAUCAGCCAGUCAAGCAGUUAGCAGAAAAGAUGUCAAAGCAGAGGCAGCUGGAACAUCAAGAGCAACAGACAUUAGGAUAGAAAACUUUGACAUAGCCUUUGGUGAAAAGGUACUUCUCAAAGAAGCUAGUUUCACUUUAGCUUUUGGAAGACGGUAUGGACUUGUAGGACGAAAUGGAGCUGGAAAAAGUACACUUCUGAAAAUGAUUGCCAGUCGGGAGCUUCAAUUUCAAUCUCACAUUUCAAUUCUUCAUGUAGAGCAGGAAGUAAUAGGAGAUGAUACAUUGGCUAUUGACAGUGUCUUAGAAUGUGAUGAACUACGGACAAAGUUACUCAAGGAUGAAAAGGAACUACACAUGAAAAUACAUGACAGUGGGUGUACUGACCCAAGUCUUGGUGCUAAACUCUCAGAUGUAUAUGCCAAGUUAGCUGAGAUAGAAGCAGAUAAAGCCCCUUCAAGGGCAGCAAUGAUCCUGAAUGGCUUGGGAUUCUCUUCUAAUAUGCAGAGUCAAACAACCAAAGAAUUUUCAGGCGGCUGGAGGAUGAGGAUAGCAUUGGCAAGAGCGCUUUUCUCAAAGCCAGAUCUUUUAUUACUUGAUGAACCAACAAACAUGUUGGAUAUCAAAGCCAUUCUUUGGCUUGAAAACUACCUUCAGGACUGGCCUACAACAUUGCUCAUAGUCUCUCAUGACAAGAAGUUCUUAAAUGAGGUAGCCACAGAUAUGAUACAUCAGCAUUCAAAGAGGUUAGAUGCGUAUAAGGGAAACUAUGAGCAGUUCUUUAAGACUAAGACAGAAAAACACAAAAAUCAGCAGAGGGAAUAUGAAGCUCAGAUGCAAUUCAGAGCCCAUGUACAGACUUUCAUUGAUAGAUUCAGGUACAAUGCUAACCGAGCUGCCCUUGUACAGAGCAAAAUUAAACAACUGGAAAAACUGCCUAAACUAAUUCCAGUGGAGAAGGAAAGUGAAGUUAUACUAAGGUUUCCAGCAGAGUUACAGAAGCUUUCCCCACCCAUCCUUCAGUUAGAUGAAGUCAGUUUCAGCUAUGGUCCUGACGUACCCAUCUUUGGUUCUGUAGACCUCUCAGCUAACAUGGAAUCAAGAAUAUGUAUCGUUGGUGAGAAUGGUUCAGGGAAGACAACUCUUCUCAAGAUCUUGUUAGGUGAAUUCAAUCCUGUAGCUGGUAUCAGACACUGUCAUAGAAACCUAAGGAUAGGCUACUUCAGUCAGCAUCAUAUAGAUACCAUGAAAUUUGAUAAGAAUGCUAUAGAGGUCAUGGCAUCUAGGUUCCCAGGAAAACAAAUAGAACAAUACAGACAGCAGUUAGGAUCAUUUGGAGUGACGGGUGACCUUGCUACCAGACCAGUGUCCAGUCUAUCUGGUGGUCAGAAGAGUAGAGUUGUAUUUGCUCUAAUGUGUGCUGGAAAUCCUAACUUCUUCAUUCUUGAUGAACCAACAAAUCAUCUGGAUAUUGAGACAGUAGAGGCUUUGGGUAAAGCACUAUCUUCAUUCAAGGGUGGAGUCAUUCUUGUUUCUCAUGACGAGAGCUUGAUCCGAGUAGUUUGCAAGGAAUUAUGGGUAUGUGGUGAAGGAAGUGUCAGAGCAAUGGAGGGAGGACUGGAUGAAUACAAGAAAAUGGUUGAAAAGGAAUUUGAGCAGCAGAGAUAAACCUGGGACUGGAUGAAGACAAUAACUUAAAACAGUGUAGUCAACUCUUCAACAAUUCAAUGGAAACAAUCGUUAUGAGCCAUCAACAUUGUUUUAUCUUUUGUCAAAUUGAACAAGGAAUAAGAAAGUUAUUGCAGUUUUUAAAUUGGCAAUUGGUCGGGACAAAUUUUCCAUAGACUGUGUACUUAAUGAUCAUAAGUACCGAUUCAAUUCGGGCAGUAGUUGAAAUUUAUCACAGGUAGCAUAUUUUAUUAUAUACUCAUGAAUGAAAAAUAUUUUUUGGAGCAAAACUUAUGGCAUUUUAGUCAUUGUGUGCAUUGGAGCAAAUGGUAAAGUAGUUCCUACCCAAUACAUCUUAAUGACAUUACAAUGUGGUCCCUGUAUCCAUACAUGUGAUAGUAUAGUGAUUAUAGCUUUAUACAACUUUCAACCAUUUAUAACUUUCUUAUCCCCACUUCCUUAUUAAGGAUUUUAUUUACAAAACUCAAAACAUAAAAAAAGAUGUUUAUAAUUACAAUCAUGAAUUGUUGAAGACAAUUAGGUAUAACAUUAUUGACCCAUUGGGCAUCCUGUUGGCUUUUCUUGUUUUAUGCUAUUUAAGUGUAUCUUUUUCUCAAUCUCUCUUUUAUUAAAGAAAACAAGGCUGUCAUUUCUUCUUUCAAAACCAAGUAAAUCUCUCUCCAAACAUUUACCCCCAAAAUAAAAUGAAAAGUAAGUUAUUUAACUUCGAGCUAAAUAAGGCAUGAUGUAAGUCAUAUUCACCGUUGUAAUUUAAGCAUGUAUUGCUUCUCCAUUUAUGUAGAUUUUUCCAAGUGUGAAAUCAAUUAUAAAGAAAUUUGAAACUGAACUCAUCGUCAAACUCAAUUAGAGAUGCCUGAAAACAUGUGACCAAUCAAUAUCAACACCAAAAUUGUUGACAUAAUGGUAACCUACUGCCUAGUAUAAUCAAUCUAUAAUAAUUCCUAUGUAAAAUCACAAAUUUGAUGCUGUAUAACUCACUUUCAUUUCACAUCCUCCACAUAACUGUUUUACCCACCAUACAUGUAUAAGCUAGUAAUGAAUAGGAAUAGCAUUGGGGGGGAUUUAUCAAAACUAAAGACAGGCUUUAAGAGCUGUAUUGCUACAUGUAGGUCUAAGCUUCAAGGUCAGUAGUUUGCCAUAUAUGUCAUAUAUCAAUGAACAUAGAGAUCAACAACACUUUGUAGCAUUAAAGUGUUGCUGACCUUCGCAUUCAUUGUCAUAUAUGAACACUAUGUUUGUACCAUUUUCAAGUAUCAGAUUAUUUUAAAUUGUUAUGUCAUUUAAUUAAUGUAAACAUAUAUCAGAUAGGAUGGUAACAGUUACAUGUACGUACAUGUAUCUCUGAAUUAUUAUCUGCUGCAAUUUAUUUUAAUUUCUUCAUGUUAGGAUGUUCCACAGUUACAUGUAUGUUUGUGCUAAUCAUGAUCUGCACAUAUUUUACGUUACGUGCAUUGACGUCACAAUGAAUGAACAAAUGAUAGGAUGAGCUUACCUCAAGAUAAAUGUUGAUUUGAAUAAAAAGAGCAUCUAACAACAAUUAAUAUGUAAACAUCUUAUGGAUUGAACUACUGUACCAUGGCAUGGUAACCACAUAUAAUGGCAAUCAACUACUUCCCCAAUUUAUGGCCAGUGCUUAUGAAAGUUGGCACAAAUAUUCAUCUUGGAGUAAAAACAUGCAAGAUGAAUUUACUAACUGUUUUGAAGCUGCAUUGCCAUGGUAACGAUAUAGGUUACUAAUCACCUUUAGUCAUAUUUAUAGUUAAGAUACAGUGUAUGUUUUUUUUCACCUUUUACACCAUUUUUUCAAAUUGAAGGUGCUGCUAGCCUUACAAGAGCAUACAAAUAGCCAUAUGAAUGAAUUCUUCAUCCUACUGGUCUGAACUAUACAGUAAAUUUGAUGAAAUCUACAUGGAUUUUAACUGAGUAAUAGAGGAUUAAACUCAAUGUUGUGGCGGCAGAUACAGUGGUGCUCAAAAGUUAGUGAACCUCACCAGAAAAUGUACAUAUUUCUAGUGUUUAAGUUCUGCCAUAUAUUAGAUAUUUAAUUGUGAAGUCAGGUGAUGAAAUAUUACAUCCAAUAAAGUUUGUUUGGGUUCGCCUAACAAUCGUAGUGUUGUUGUUUCCAUUCAACACUCAGCAUGAAGGAGUGCAUUUUGUGAUAGGGUUCACUAAUUUUUUUGCAGAACUGUGUAUGCUUAUUAUUAUUGCAUACUAUUUAGAUGCUGAAGUAACUGCAAAAUUUGGUAAAAAUGAUUUGGAUUUCAUAUUAAUUGUACAUUGUAGAACAUCCUUAAGUUUAUAGUUUAAUAUAGCUUUAAACUGCACAAGCAGAUGAUGUGCAAUACUACAUGUACUUCCUACAGUCAUCUUCCGUAAGUCCAAGGUGAUUUCCCUGAGAAGAAAAAAAUAGCUUUUGUUUAAGAUGAUCAUGUUUGGCAUCACUUUAACGAAUAAAGGAAAUCACGAUAGUGCAUAUU